Messenger RNA from Trypanosoma grayi, 852 nucleotides. Its product is annotated as prostaglandin F synthase. Gene Ontology annotation, molecular function: oxidoreductase activity. The transcript has a single exon. Lineage: Eukaryota; Euglenozoa; Kinetoplastea; Trypanosomatida; Trypanosomatidae. The record is from RefSeq and is a predicted model, not a curated record. The coding region runs from base 1 to 852 and encodes 283 amino acids.
AUGACAAACUGCACUUACGACUGUGUGGUGCUUCACAACGGUGUGCGCAUGCCGCAGCUUGGCCUCGGCGUGUGGAGGGCAGAGGACGGCAUUGAGACCUCGCGGGCAGUGCGGUGGGCGAUCGAGGCGGGCUACCGCCACAUCGACACGGCUGCGUACUACGGGAACGAGGGGGGCGUGGGGCAAGGGAUACGUGACGCGGGUGUGCCGCGCAGCGAUGUGUGGGUCACCACAAAGCUGUGGAACGCCGACCACGGCUACGACAAGGCGCUUGCGGCGUUUGAGCGAAGCCGUGAGCUGCUGGGCGUCGAAUACGUUGACCUUUACCUGAUUCACUGGCCAGGGAAGCGUCGGCUGAUUGAAACAUGGAGGGCACUGGAGAAGCUGUACGAAGAGAAGAAGGUACGCGCGAUCGGCGUCUCGAACUGUGAGCCGCACCACCUCUCAGAGAUCAUCAAGGAGUGCAAAAUCAAGCCCAUGGUGAAUCAAGUUGAGUUGCACCCGAGGCUGCAGCAGCACGUUGUACGGAACUUCUGCAAACAGCAUGACAUCGCGGUGACUGCGUGGUCCCCCCUUGGCAAGGGGGACCGGACUGGCAUUCUGCACGACCCCGUGCUGUGCGAGAUUGCCAAGGCACACGGCAGGUCCCCGGCGCAGAUUGUCCUUCGAUGGGACAUUCAACUCGGUAUCGUGACGAUUCCCAAGUCGACUCAUCAGGAGCGCAUUCGGGAGAACUUCAAUGUAUGGGACUUCCAGCUCACCACUGAAGAAAUGCAGCGUAUUGGCACUCUCAACGCAGACAAACGCAUUGGCGGCCACCCUGAUGAGUUCUUUCCUGAAGGAGAGGAAUGA